AUGCUUGCACCCCUGCUCGCGUUGACCUUUCAGUCAGCUCACCCAGGUCGCAUCGCAACUGCGCAUCCAUACCUGCAAGCAAGCACGUAUGCACAAACCACAACAAACCGCAAACUUUACAAGACCAUUAUAUCUGACAUUCUGACAUUAGUUAAGGGUGAUUGUCACUGCGCUCGUGCGCUGGAAGUCGCAACGUCGCAGCGCCCCAUCGAUCGUGUUGUCGAUCGACACCAUGAGCCGGGCUUGGACACAGACUACGAUGCCCAGGCCUUAUUUGCGCUCCAGCACUGUCUCGCCACUGUACUCAACGAAGACGAUGGCGAUGAGGAACAGCUCUUCGACACCAUUGAGCCCAUCUAUCAGAACCGCUUUCGCUUGAGUGCUAGGCAGGAGCGUAGCCCAGAGGCAAACGAGGCGACAGAGUUCAGAUCAGGUCUUGCUGCUACAUCACAGCGCACCGAGUUUGAUCUCAAUCAGCCUCGCACCCUUCAUCUUGGUAGCAACAUUGACUUGGGGGCUCUCAAUGGUGCCCCGCCAAUCCUGCCCCUCCCUGACUACCUCUUCCAAGCGCAUGCCUACCGCCUCGUCAUUUCCCUGGACGUCACCACGAGCAUGGCUUGCGUUGACCUCAGUUCUGGCGAAGUGCUCUUGGAUCGCAUGCAAACCAUCCUGCGUGCCUUCCUGACCAAACUCGUGGCACAGACCCCGUCCAGUGCCUCACCCACGACCGACACGAGCAACAGGGGCUCAACCGCCCCCGAGACCUCCCCUAGCAACCUGCCUGCUCUACACCUUACUGUUCUUGUCCAGUCCCAUCCGCAGCUACAGCCCCUGCACUCGGUGCGCACCAUCAUCCAAGAUAACGCCUUGACGCCAGACACGCUGGAAGACAUCCUACAGCGCAUUGCAACAGAGCUCUGCGUCAUUGAGCAGACGCUCUCCGAGGCUGGUGGCCCGAUUCCCGAGCCUCCACCCUUGCCUUUGCAACCCGAAAUGUCCAAGCGCGUUUUUGAUCAUCCCCGGACCUCUAAAAUUGUGCGCCAAGCCGUCCCUCUUACCCUUUCUGAAGCUCAACGUGAUAAUUCCUUCAGCAAAGCCCUCCGUAACGGCCUCUUUGCCCUCUCCUUGCUGCCUGACGAGGCUAGCCCGGUUCUGAUUGUACUCACAGACGGCUGCGUGUCCAUUCCGUCGCAAGAGGUCCUGGACACGGUCUUCUCGCGCUUUCAAAACCUUUCAGCGCGCGGUGUUUUUGUCCAUGUUGGGGACACGGCCUCCAAUUGCGACUUUGGCCGCAUGCCGGAUUCAGAGCUCAUUGAACAUCUGGCGCACGCAACUGGUGGUGUUGUCAUAACUGGCGAUGCCGUGCUCAGCGAGGCCACUGACACAUCAAAGCAAGUGCCUUUACCAUGGUGCAACAAUGUCCAACGCGCCGUCUUUUUGCGUUCGUACCAUGCGCUCGCGGUCCCUUCCGAUCGUAAACAGAGCAGCACCAUGCCGAUUCCAGAGGAGAUUAUGCACCUGCUGCCCCUCAAAUCAGACGAGACCACGUCCGUACCCUCCUUUGCUGCCCUUCAUCUUGAAGCACAACCCCUUACGCGCAAAAUCAAAUCCUAUGUUAUGGCAACCAACAUUCAGCGGGUUUUCGAGCACCGCAUCCGUCAAGGCUUCCGGAUCUCUCACCUGGAUAUUGAUCUGGGUCAUCGGCGUGCUCGAUAUGCCGCCAAAAGCCACGGGCCACCGCCUUUGAACAAGCUGCCGGAAGAUUAUUUGGCAGUUGUGAUGGAGCUUGCGUACAAAGAAAAUGUUGUGAUAAUCUGCACUCUGAUGGCGCGCUUGUCAACCAUGUUGGGUACCGCAACGUCCACCGAUACGCCCGCCUUUACUCGCGUGCGAUUCCAGAUCCGAGCAACGCACGACUUUCACCACCUGGUUCAUCAGGUGUCCAAUCAAGCAGGUGCUCUAUCUGCCAAGGACACCAAGCUUGCUACUGCCAUUCAGCUCCUUAGUCACCUCAACGGCCUGGAAAGCAGCGACCAAAAACUUGUCUUUUUCCAAUCGUAUACCAUGGUGCCCGAAAUCCUUACCCCAAAACCCGAGGCCUUGUCGCGGUCCUCCGCUUUGUUCAUCCGCACGGCCACGGGCGAACUACAACUGCCUGAGAGUGUGGCUGCCCAUCUCGACAUGGCCUCUUCUGCUGGCGCAUUCUGGAACCUGGUUGCUGGCCUUGACGAGAGUGCUUUAAGUCAAUGCUUGCCGCAACGUCAACUCUUUUUCCUCUUGCGACCCGACAAUUACGGCUUACCUGGCACAACUGGCAUAAAGGCGGGCAAGUGCGAAGAGCAUACUUUCCACGACGCUGAGGCCCAAGCGCACACGCUAUUGGCUGCGUGGUGCACCUUCCGCCUGCUGGAUAACAGCUAUGUCCGCUUGGUCUCAGGCAGGAGGGGCAUGCCCAACGUGCUCGUCCUCCACACCAAAUUUGACGGUGGCCUCCUCGUACUCACCUUGAACACACUCAUUGUGGACCCGCAUGACCGAUUGCAACAAAUUGCCUACCUGCGUCAAAUCUUUGACAGCCAGCCCAUGGCCACGGCCGACGCCAGCCAUCUCGACCCAGCGGUGAACCCAGCGCCUAGCACAAACCCAUAUGACCCAUCUUCUUCCCUGGCUGCCACCUCCACCGGCAGCACUUCUGCCUCGACGGCUCCAGUGACGGGACUGACGGAUACUUCGCACUCUGCCUUUCCGUUUUCACCGACAGGAGAUAAAGUUGAGUUUUUCCCCAAGCAAACUCAACCCACAGCCUUUUUCCGUCGCGUCAUCAAUGCCCACCAAGAACCCGUGCUUUUUACGCCCUACUUGCUUGUCCCUGUUGCGCACAAGACGGUGCGUGUGCUGGCUGACUACAAGCGUCUGCCAUCCAAUAUGACCUCAUUUGGCGGCAGUCACAAGCCAGACCGUGGGGCUGCCCUGCGCGUCAUCUCUUCUUUGGCGCAACAACGCUGGGUCUUUGCUCUGAGCAGCAAACAUGGUCGUCUUGGCCGGCCAGCCGUCGUGACUCAACAACUUCUGACGCGCCGCCUGCGCGAAGGAUUUUUGCUCGUGGAGAGCAAUCGAGCCUGCUUGUCGUUGGUACGCGAGCUCGCAAUCCGUCGCCCAUCGGGCGAGGUUGGCACGUUAUCUGUGCAGUUUAUUCUCUUUCAGCGCACUUACGACGUUGCUGCCAUGGAAGCCUGGGCCGAGCCCGAGGCCGGUGUUGUGCUUGAUGAUCCUUGUAACCCACUUGCCUUGGUGGGUAAAUCCUGUGCCAACGUGGUCCAGAGCGUCUUUGAGCAUGAUCUGGCCCUGAUUGCGGCUCUCAGCACCUUUGACACGCUGUACGAGCGUCUCUGUAAUAUCGUUCAGGCGGACAACAAGCCCUUCGGCCCGCUGGAACCGCCAUUGUUGACCGAACAGCAGACGUUGUAUGACAAGCGUGCUGGUGCCACUGUGCGCAUUUUGCCGCCGCAAUUCGAUAUUGUUGCUCUUUUGCACGUGGCCCAACAACACAAUUUUGCGCUUCGCUCGUUUGAAGCCAGCUCCUCCCGUGAUGCUGCGAAGAAAGGCGGUGAAUCGAGCGCUGAAAGUGGAGCUGAGACCGCAGUUGAGCGCACCUCAGUGGAUCUUCAUCAGCAAAAAUUGGAUGGUCUGCAAGAGGAGCCACCGCAACUUGAUGCCCUCGCACCGGGAACCUGCCUCGUGAGCGCGCACAACCUCCUGGUUGUGCAGUUUUUGGCUCAUCUAGAGCAAAUGACCGAUGCGGAGCUCAAGCUCAGUAGUAAGGAUCAGGGCAACUUGCGUGCCAUGCUGGGGAACGACGAGGCCUUUGACAGAAGUGACACGAACGUACCGGGAGCCGACGGCCUGUACCGUUGUUUUCUUAAGCUGGACGAGCACGAUACCAUGUUGAUUUACGUGAUCGAGGAGGCGACAAAUCGCGAAUGCUUGCAUCAUACCACAAGUGAAGCGCGGCGAUGCUGCAUUCUGCCCAUGUUCUCACCCGACACAACUGCGACAACGCCACACGUCGAUUCGACGCCUGGCCCUGCAAGUGAGAGCUCAUUGGAUGAUGCGACGGCCGAUGACAGUGUGCCAGGCGAGGAAAGUUCUCGUCCCAACCCCAAAAGUUCCAGACGGAGCGUGAAUGAAGCUAGCCCGGGCUCGCCAGCACCGCGGUCACCCGCUGCUACCGUAUCGCAUGAGACGGUGGCACACCGCAGCUGGCGCAUUUUUUGCUUUGCCUGCUCCUCGGCUCAGUUGUUGGAGUCGGCUCCCUCCUGCGCUCCCGGUGCACCCUCUUCCUUUGAUCUUCGAUCUGCAACCCUGCCAGAGCUGCUGUAUGACCAUGGCAAGCGUGACUACCGCACCGCAGCAGGUGUCGGCAAGGCUCAAAAAGAAGGUGCCUCGCCCACCGGGACCGCCGAGCAGGCGCACGGGCAAACACUUGAGCCCUCUGUAUCAGAGCGCAGUGAACCUCACUCGCGGCGUGAACCAGGCCCAGGCCCUCACGUUGUAGCGGACAACGGUCCAGGCAGUACGGCGGCUGGAUCAACCGCCCCUCGAAACCAAGGCCUGCUCGACAUGCCUGUGGACAUGGUGGCGGUUGUUCGGACAGCCUUUGCCCGGGCCUUUUGCGCCGCCGCGUUUGUUCGGAUGCAGCAGCGCCUCUAUUUGCACGACGACGACUUGAGGGAGGCUCUCGCAUGCUGCGACACCCAAAGUCGCGCCUCGUCGCUAACUGACCUUGUCAUCGAUCUGGAGCGGUGGCGUGAUCACGAGGUGGCGCCAGGCUACCAGGCGCGUGACCUGGGCUUUGACGUGCGCCGUCGCUUUGCCGCCAUUCUCGAACAAAAGUUUGCUUUUGCCAGCACGAUGGAAGUCGACAAUCUUUUCUAUCGCGAGCAUCCGCAUCUCAACAUAGCCGUGGCCUCCCCCCGCAUCGUUCUGCCAACCGCAGCGCAUGAUGAUGGCGAGGAUAGCUUGUCUCGCACGACGAGUGUCGGGGUAGGGGCCUCUCCCGCUCUGACUUAUCGCAGCGUGGGCCCUAGCCAUGCCGUGGGCUCGACGAGUCUAGGCGCGCUGGCAACUUUUGCUCUUCAGGGAGCGCAGGUACCGGUCAAUUUGGACACACGCACCGAGACUCAGGCCAGCGACCAAGCCUCCAAUACCUCAUUAGACGACGACUUUGAUUUCGAGCAAAGUGCGCUUUUACGCGUCCAGCCCAUGUUCUUGGAGCUCUGGCUUCAUGUUACGAUCAAGGGUGGGUCGCGCGUUAUCAACGCACCCGUUCGCCACCUUGCGCUGCGCUUGGAGGACAUGCCACCUGAGCUGCAAUACGCCUCUCUGGACGAUCUGGAGGAUGUGGGCAUUGAGCUGCGCUUGAAAACACUGGCACCACUUACUUAUCAGCGGACAGGCACUUUCUUGGCAAGCAGCGCCCAUGGGAACAGCGGGGCGAUGCGUUUUCUCGCCGACUUCCAUCGUCAGUGUGAAUGGCUGUUUCGAGACGAGCGCUUGUCUUUGCAGCGCUGUGCCUUCAAGCCGGAGCGCACCUACUGUCGGCAGCUUGUACAGCAUUUGCGCGAGGCACCGCCCGUGCACACGCUGGCGGGCAUUGAGACUCACGAGCUGCGGCUGCCGCGCUUGCAAUCUGUGUCACGGCUUUCGGCAGAAAAGGUCUUGCACAACGAGUUUUGCCUCGGUUUCAUUCCCACGCUGCAUCACAUGCGCAUUGGUGACUACAUCGUGCUUGUACCCGCUGAGUAUCUUCCUGCUCGACCCCGCAACUCGCCCCCUGCAGCCGCCGCCGCCGCCUCUGGACGGAGCUUGCACGAACUCUUGCGCUGGUGCCGAGAAGAGCCCGUGCCCUUCUGCCGGCCACCGGAGGACAGCGGAGGCGUAUGGUGCCUGUCUGAAGAGCAAACCUCGUGGGACACCAUUACACGUCCGGAGGUGGACAUUUCACAUCACUAUCAGCUGCGACGCGAGGAAAGUCCGGCCUCGCUGCCUUUUAUGCUCAUGUUCCGCCUGCACCAUGGUGCGAUUGAGGUGGUGUUCCACACGCGCAACGAAGAGUUGCACCCCAUCGAAGAGCGAGCCAAGCAGUCCGUGAAUAAAAUCAUCGAGCUCAUCUUUCACCGCGUUAACCAGCAAAUGCUGUUGGCCGACGCAGAGCAAACGCACUCGGCGUCACCAUUGGUGCUGAGCCCAUCCUGGUUGCCAAAGAUUACACGACGUGAGCAGUAUAGCCCACCGUCUGAGACCGAUACCAGCCUCUCCGUCGUGCGCGUUCAUCAAUAUGAUGAUUUGUCCGCUGGGCGUGGUGAGGGCCGACGUGCUUCAGUCAGCUGGGGUCGAUCUGUUACCGAAGAUGCAUCUUCGCUGCAUUUGAUAGGAAGUGAGCCCGCAGAGACGGCCUCGGAGUACGGCCGACCCAGCUCUGUGCUUGAGCCGGACCACUACUUUCCACCCGGUCACUACGCUGGCAAUCUGCUUUAUCGCUGCGCUUUUAAACUGCAUCCCCGCUUGCCGGCUCAGGAGGCCCUCUCCGUUGCCGUCAGCUGCCUCGAGACCUUCCAACUCGUGGAGGAGCCAUUGUGGUUUUUCUUUCGCGAUGAAGACACCGAUGCCAUCCAUCUCUUACACGUCACAACCUCCACGGUUGAGCAGCAGGCUCUUGAGGCAGAUACUAUGGCUUUGCGCAGCGCCUCUCAGAUUGCGGCACGCCCCGAUGAGCCUCCUGUUCUCCUCAACGGAACCGAGGUGCGCACUGUUGAGGUGACCAGCGUCUAUUCCGAUGAUCAGAGCCUGGUCAGUGGUAGUUCUGGAGCAAGGGCCAAUGGCACCCCAUGCCUGGCCCUAUACGUCUUUGGGCAUCGUUGCGUGAGCAGCUCCGUGCACCAGAAACUUGUCAAGAUGAUAUCAGCGCGGUUGGACGAGAGUAUUCAAUUUGUUUUGUCUCUGCAGCUCCUGCGCAACCCCAAGUCACGCCUGAGCUCCUCUGAUCUAGAUUUUUUGCGGCCCAGCCCAAGACCCUCACAUUGUUUGCGCUGGGCUCUGCCUCGCGCCGUGUGUGACGAACGAGUGUUUCUUCUACUGCUCAAGCACCAACUCAAGAUGUUUUUGCUUCGCUUGCACCUCGGGCCGUCAGCAGCCAAACGCGAAGCUGCCAUUGCGGAAGAUGACGCAAGGCCCGAUUACUGUGUUGAUCCACGCCGCCGCUGGGCCCACAUGCCUUGGACGCAACACGCCUACCUGUACAACAAGAGCGAUGGGUCAAGCCGCCUUGGCAAGCCCAGCCGUGUGAUGUCGGACGACGGUCACGGCCUCGCACUAUUGACGGUCAGCACGCGUGAGGCUGAGGCCCCUGACAUGGACGCUGAACUUGUGGAAGACCGAGCCCACUUUUUUGCCAUGCUGGAGUCAGCGUCGGACAAGGCUUUGGCCGAGGCGUCCCUCAGUGAGUACCGCCGGGAUGCCCUCAACGAGCUUUUGGGCGCCCAAGCCAUGCUCUUGAGGCCAGCGCUGGAGGCCAACGAUUAUGCACGGUCUUUGAUCACCAUUCCCUCACCACACGAGCCUGCAGCCGAUACGCGUUACCUACAACUCGAUAUCUGGAGCCAUGGCACGGGCCUGCGACCCGAGCCUCUUUUGCGGCGCUUGCUUCAGUCCAUGGCCUUUGCCUGUAUUGACUAUGCCCUCGAGAUGGUGAUUCAGGUGCACAGUCCGGUGCGCUACCAACUACCAUCCAUGCCCGUGGCAGAUUUGGGCGAUGCGACUAAUGGCCGCAGCGCAGGGCCAAGGGUCAUUUCCAAGCGGGAGGCGCGCAGCUUUGGUAAUCGACGGCGGAGUCAUUCGGUGCCGGACCCGGCUCAGACGAGCGCUGUGCGACUUGUUCUGAAUGAUCUGGCUGCCGUUGAGGGAGCUCGCUUGUUGGCAAGUUGUGAAGCGGCCUACUACGCAAUCAGCACUCAUCGAUAUGAGCUGGAAUCUACCACUCGCCAGGAUGCCCUUUUGCACCGGCUGCGUCGCCACCUUCGGAAGUACAAUGCCGCUCUCUUUGUGGGCACGACGGAGCUUCACUUGCAGCAGGAGUUGGCAUACGAAACCACAGAGGAUCGCAAAGCCGUCAUCGUCCUGGGAUCCAGCCCGGCUCUGCUGCUGGCUGCGCAGCAACAGGCGCUGAUGCUGGACACCCGUCUCUCAGCGCCGAAUCCGAGUUUGGGCACGCCGGGUGUGGGCGCUCGAAGCGGUGGGGUCAAGGGAAGCACUCCCUCCGGACCUGCAAGUGCCGAAUCCACCAGCUUGCGUCGCUCAGAAUCGACAGACUCAGAGGAAGGCGCCAAGCGCCAUUCGCACGGUUCAGCGCAGGGUGGGCGCGGUCUCGCUGGUCUCGGACGCCGCGGGGGGAUUGACCGAUCCCGAUUUCUCGGUCGCCAGGGUCGCAAUUUUCCUCCAGGCGCUGCACCCACCGCUAAUCAGGCACAAGGUCCUGUCAAACCAAUGGACAUCAUUCUCGGGAAAGGCAGUCAGGGAUCUUUACUCGUGGACGGUGCGCGGCAUUGGCUGGUCAUGCUCACGGUGGGCGCGGACUCUCUUACGGCCUUGGCGUACAAUGCACAAUCGGACUUGUUGUCAGAUAUCGACGGUAUCGUUCGCAGUCAGGUCAGCUGGACAAACGCACGCGAGGAAGCGGCAGCGGGUGUGGUCCUCAGCAAGUUGGGGUUGCCAGCCCUGGUGACCACACACCAUCUGCGCUCUCAAUUAGCCGAGGGCAAGCUGACCGACCUUCUACGACAUCCAUCCCCGCCUGCACAGCGUGGAAGCAAUGGCGUUGCAGCAAUGGCAGCAACGUUGGCGGCAACAGGGACCACUUCGUCAGGUGCAGCAUCAUCAACAAUGGCGGCGCCCUUGGAAGAGGAUGGUGCAGGGGGAGCGCUCACAUCGGAUGAGCGUCGGGACUGGCCCACCGAUUUCUUUGAUGUUGUGCGUCAACAUCCGUCAGCGCCCUUGCGAGUGUCUGCAGCACGGGACGUGGUCAACCAACAAGGCUUACAUUUACUGGCACUCCAACGAGCGGACACGCUUGCUCGCCAGCGCUGGAUUACCAUUCGGCGCAAGCACAUUGAGUGGCGCGAGAAAAGCAAACGACGCGAACAAAGCAUCAAAACGGGCGGUUACCCCGAGCCAGUUCCCUUUGUGCAAGAUUUGCUCGCAUGUAUGCGGCAUUCGCAUUAUUGCGCCAGUCCCAUCUUGCCCCGCCUGCAGCAUGACGGUGAGGGUGAAACAAUGCAGACCGUGCUCCCGGCUCGCGAGGCUCUAGCACAUCGUCUUCAGCUGGACAAGGCUCGCGAUAUCUAUGUGCACUAUGCCGAGCAAACCUUGGGGUUUGCACAAACUCUGCGCACAAAAGACGCUUCGUUACCGGAGCUGCGCAUCAAAGCCGCAUCGACGCCCCACGCCGAGGUGGAGCUGGAUGCGCUGGAGACUGGACACAUGUUUUUGCAGCGCUGCAGCAACUACCUGGAGGUGCGCGGGGCAAUUGUGCUUGAAGUCUUUGGUCGAGGUGCUUUCCUCUUCGUGCGCAUGUAUAGCAUGCAUCGCUUGGGCUUUUUAUCACAGAUGGGGGAUGUGACCUACGGUGCCGAACGUGCACAGGAUGCGCACCCACGCGAGUUUACUCGGCGCUGCGGUGAUUUGCAGGACGACAUGCAUGUGCAUUCUCUUGCCUUUGAUUUUUCCGUUCGCGAGAUCAACCGCCUGUUGGAUGACAUGAGCACCCCGUUUUCCGUGCCGCAACUUCUUGAGAGUCUUGUACGAAAGCACCCGAAGCCACCGCGAUUUGCGCACAACUUUGCAGGUUGCAGGCUUCUCAGCCCAAGCGCAGUGUUGUUGCAGGGGCGAGAACAUCUGACGCCACGUUGCCCACUCAUGCGGAUCGCGGAGAGUGUUGCCAAGGAAUUUCAGAUGGAGCCGGACGAUCUCAUGGCGCGCGCACCGCAUGAUGACCGGCUCCUCAGUCGGCUGGAGCAAGAACUACCCUCGGAGCUCGUGGUGGAGGCCCUCAUGAUCCGCAUCUUGUCCGAGCCAGAGCGGUACAAUCUAGUGUUGCGAUCCACCAGUCACUCUAGUCGACACUUGCUGUUCAUUCGGCCACAGGGCGAUCGCCGUCUCGAGUGUGCUCUGGUUGUAUUGGUGGACCCACUCAAGCUGGCUCGGGACACACGCGAGCUUAACAACGGUGAAGUGCGUCAUGGCUAUACGUGUCUCUUUGUGGUGUGUGUGUGUGUGUGUGUGUGUGUGUGUGUGUGUGUGUGUGACUCUCGAUUUCGUUUGCAAUAUUAUGUGCUAGCCAGUACCAUGGGUAUCAAGGUGCCGAAGGCCCAACCUCGUUUUCGGGGCUCGCGUGACGACGGAGAACCCAUGCCGCUGCUUGAAACGCAUGCGCGGCAUGCAGAGCUUUGCGAGCGAGUGUUUGCACACACGCUUGCGCGCGCUUACAAGCAUCAGUGGCGGGACAACUUGUGGAAUCGGCUGCGUGUGUUCACCGCGGAUAGCAGUCUGGAGCACGGUACUGAGCCCGCGGCUCCCUCAUCGACGGCUUCGAGCGCAGCAACCCCCGUCAGCGAUGUUGGGGCAGUACGGCCCAAGCGAUCGGGACGCUUCUCUUUGUUUGGCCGUAAGGCAGGGCGUGUGGAGACGGCCACGGUCACAAGUGCCCAAGCUUCGGGCCUGAGUGCUGCGUCUCCCUCCUCAAGCAUCACGCUGCCCGUUAUUCCGUCAGCCGAUGAGACAGUUCAGGCUUGGGUGAUCGAGUUGUUUGUGCUCAGCCACCGCGUCAACUUGACCAGCACAGACGCCAGCAUUGCAGCCCUUGAGGCCAUGCCUGAACUGUGGCCCCACCUCUUAGUUGCUUUCAUGCGGCAUAUGCCUGGUCAAACGCUCCUGGUGGAGAAGUUGCGCGCACCAAGUGCGGAGCCACCAGUGAUGGAUAAGGAUUCCUCCAGCGGCCAGUUGAGUGAGGAGACAGCGCCGAGCGUUGUGGCCGUCGAGCAAUAUGUCCAAGAGUACGAUCAUUUAAUCGUGUUCAACGAUCAGGAGCAAGGCGUCGCCGUGGUCAUCACGCGGCUGGGCGAGCUGCUAAGAUUUCUGCUUAUUAUAAAGGAGCUUCCGCCAAUGGCCACGCGCCAGUCCUCCGGUGGCGCCGUGGCUAUGGCUCUUGCUGCAGCGACGCCUUCACCGGUUUCAGAGGAAGCACUACGUCAUGCGCAGGCAUGUGUUAAUGUCAUGCGAAUCAAGGAGUUUCAAAUCAGUUCUUCCAUGCCACACUCCUCGCGCUCAAAUCGCAUCCAGGGCGAUCGUCUCAAGACCUUGGGUUGCCAGCAGCCGAUCAGCUUCGGUUCUCGCUUUAUCAUCCCGAUGCAACACCUUCCUACGGGCGGCAUGGGAGCAACGCGAACAGCCCCUCGCGUAAUGGCUCAUGCCAGUCUGAAUCCGGUCAAUGAGGCCCGGGCCAUGGAAAGUCAGCCGCCGGCUGCCUCGUCGGCGUCAGCACCGGAGUCAACUACUGUCAUCGAGGCUGAGACGGAUGACUCGUCCCUCUUUCCAGCAGUGAUGGAACUUCGCCUUCGUUUACGGCAAAACCUGGUCCGGCUUAAGCUGUUGGCGCAGACGCAAAACUUGCGGGGGCGCCCACAGCCGGGCCCAGCGCGCUCGGCAGCGCACGAUGGAGCUGCGUCUGCGAAAUUGGCUGCCCAGGCUCGUCAACUCAAGGUGAGCAGCGAGCGUGAGCCCGCUGGCAUUGCAGCUCAAAACAUGGAUCAAGCAUGUCCCUGGCGCCGGUGCGACAUGCAGCCCGACUCCCUGAAACUUGAGGAGCUCCGAGACCUUUUGGAUCGCAUCGUUCUGGCGUUGGAACACCGUGAGGUCGAUGAUCAGGACCUUUUCGAGGCCGCACGGCACAUUGAGGCCACCUUGGGCACGCACAUGCCAGUUGCUGUGGCUGAAGAGAGUGGACGACCGCUGCGCCUUAAGCAGCUGGUGCUAUGCAUAGAUGCCAAGCGCGGCGGCCAGCCGAAUGGAAUGACCGAUUUCAUGUGCCAGCUUGACCGAAUGGUAAAACCUGCCGAUCAAGCAAGCCCGGCGACCCCAAUGAGCGUUACACCAAUGCCUCUCGAAGCCACAGACAAUCAGUCUGCCGAGUCGAUGGCGCCCAAUGGAGAUUUGGAGCAAAACAUCACGCUGUCUGCUGAGCAGCCGGUGCAGGGCGUCUGCGAGGCACAUGCUGGUGAGCCACCCAUGUCCUCGCUCUCCGCGGUCGACCCGAUGCACGACCCGUUGAGCAAGUGCACUGUGGCGCCGGUGCUCGAUAUGACAGCCGCUGCGGCGACCAAUACUUUAUCAACCGCGACCGACGAACUCCCGAAGAGCCCACGUAUGGGCACGGUGGCGAACCAGACGAAUCAUCAGCUGGCUGCAAUGCAUGAGCUUCGGCGCGAUCAGCCUGUUGCAGCGUCUGCACCUAUUUCAUCGCGGGAAGUGACACCUCAAGUGAGCCCGCCUGGGGCGUCGGCUAAUGUUCAGCUGCCACACGCCGAGACGAGGCCACACAUACCGAGCUCGGCCCGCGAGCAGCUGCAGCAGAGUCUGGCUCGCCUGCGUGCCCUCGAGCUGUCCUUACGCGAGCACGCUUCGAACCGCACAUCGGGAGCACUUCGUGCGCGGUCAAUAGAGCCUUCUUUUGCGCCAAAUUUGCCAUGCACACCUGGUGGGACCGGUAUGCCACCCGUGGCGUCCUGGUCGUCAACUUUGGACAGCGGCGUUAUCUACAGCCAACCACUAACUGCGAAUCUCCGAGGGGCAAAUGCGCCCGCCCACCCGCCCGCCCCGUCAACUGCUCAACGUUGUGAUCGCACACCCCUUUGUUUGUCGCCGGCUCAGCUGGCAUCCUUUGAGGCGUAUCGGGAGAAAUACCGAGAUUUUUGCCAGCAACGCCGGUGGAGUACGGGUGUGGCCAGGGCUGACAUGGAUGGCUUGGUCGAGGUCUUGUACGAUGAGCUGUUGCAUAUCGUUGCGAGCGAGACGAGCACUUGCUUGAACGAGGCAUUGGAUGAGCUUUUGGAUAUGGAGCUGCGCUUGCCCAGCGCGAUGGCAGGUGUGCGGGUGAUGCUGCCCCAGGGGUUGGAUCAGCAACCGGAGCCAGCUCUACGCGACACACCGCCGGUUGCCGAGGCGGGUCUGGAGGGUUGGGUGGCACACACGAGUUUGGGAGCCGAACUGACUGCCAGUCGCAAGGCCGAAGCAUUCCUGGCGGCAAGUAUGGCGCAGGGGACGCAUCGCCAGGGCCGGGAGGGACGACAGCAUUCAACAGGGUCAACGCAGAUGACUGCUGUUCAACCUGCCACACCCGAAGCUGUGCCGGCGGCCUCGAUGGAGCCAAGUCCUUCAGCAAUUUUGCCAUCCUCACCUACCAAGGAUCCUUCUCCAGAGCACACUUCAAGCUUUACCAAGGAUCCUUCUCCAGAGCACACUUCAAGCUUGGAUAUAUCUGAUGGAGAGGGCCUGCCUCAAGCGCCGACGGAGGAGCAUCCACGCCCGGUCUCGCCUUCUGGAGGAAAUGCAAUUGACUUUGACCAAUGGAGCCUUGGCUCAUCCGUAGGUGCCAAACCCGCCCAAGUGCAGGGCCAGGACGACCUGUCUGGCCUUCAGACGUCGCCGGCCAUACCGCCAAGGGUACAUGUGGAGGAGGCGGAGAGCCGAGCAUUGUCAGUGUCGGCGAGUGCUGAUGAGCCUGAGCCUUUGACGCAGGGGCAGUUGUCUUCUGACGCGCAGUUGUCAACACCUGGUGCGCGCUCCCUUCGGGAGACAUCGGUUCUGUCUUCUUUUUUCGGCUCGCCGCUGCCCUCGGGUGCGGCGCGGUCCAUCGUGGCUGAGGACUAUUCGAUGGAUUUUGAUGAAACCAACGGCGUUGCCUCAGCUAGCGAAGUACCCUCGGCUGAUACGCUCCGCUCUUUCCCGGACAGCGGAAGCGAGGAGGAGUUGGAAGACCCGUCCAGCGAGGCCGAUGCAACUAUGGGUUCAUGGCGGCUCAAGACCGCAACAACUGAGCUCCUUAGGUCGUCCCAUCGCUCCCCACCACGCAACUUUUUGCCGGCCAACCGGCCCGAUUUCUCCGAAUCCUUCGCCGGCCUGAGCACAGCGCGACCAGGAUCGUUUGCUGGAGGCUGGAGUGUUGACUCCGAUGAUGAUGUGGUGGCCGCCGGUCCGUACGGUGCUGGACCCAUGGAUGGCUUGGACAAUGAAACUUCGCUUUCCCAUGUCCAGCUUCUGCAACUGGCGUUGCGCAACGAUUUGCCCUUUCUGUUGCGGCCUGAGGGUCAACUCUAUGUUGUCGUGGCCCAGCUGCUGCCCAACGGGCGACCCUCCGUGCCACGAGUUGUAACGCUGCCGCCCGAUUCCUUUGCCAACGGCCUCGGUUUUGCCGUUAGCGGCGCGCAGCCGGCGGUCAUGGUCAGCGUCGAAGCUGGGGGCCGGGCUGAUCGAGGCGGCGCCAUGACUGAUGACAUACUUGUCGAGAUCUGUGGGCGAAGCUGUUUACACCUGAGUCACAGUGAAAUCAUACGCGAGGUGCAGCGUGCGGUUGCCGAGUUUGAGCCUCGCGUCAACAAUGGCGAUCGUGUGGGCAACAUUCGCCUAAAGGGCGAUUUUAUCGUUCCAUUGGACCGGGAGCGCCAGCAGCCCCUGGGGUAUCAAGAGCUAACGAUGGAGGAUUUGCAUCUCAACCUGGAUUCUCCGCCUCGCACACACGGUCACACGGAGCGCGAUCGACUGUUGGCUCGAGCUGCAGCGUGCGUGUACCUGAAAUCGGAGGUGGCCAUCACGCUGCAGUCACAGCCUGUCUCCGUGCGUGCAGCUGACCGACACUGCCUUUCUGUCGUUCUGGGCAUAGAAAACGGGGCAAGCCAGUUUGAUCCCGGAAAGAGUCGGUCCGGCCGCUCCACCUAUGAUUUCAUUCGCUCCGACCGAUCCGUAUGUGUGUGUGUGUGUGUCGCAGGUCGCUCGCUAACUCUCUCAGCCUCUCAGUCUCUCAGUCUCUGUCUCUCAGUCUCUCACAGUCUCUUGAAUCCACCAACGGGCACCAAGGCACAGCGACAGCUGCAGCGCCGCAGGAGCGGAAAACUGCCGAUCGCUUCCAUGCCACCCCAGCUCUCCACCACACCAACGCGACGCUUGCGCUUUUCAUCCAAGCCACCAGCCCCCGACGAGGCGCCUCCCCCAGAUGAUGCCGUCGACCGCGCCCGGGCCCGCCUGGCUCAGCUGACGCUGCCUGCUCACAUGCCUCAAAUCCGCAAGUACAAUGUGAUGCCCGAUGAAGAGAGUUUUCUUGCGACUAGAGUCACGGGUUGCGAUCUGGAGGGUGGUUAUGCCAUUGCGUAUGGAGGCACGCACGGGGAGCUCGGCUUUGUAUUCUUUCGCAAUCCUCCUUCAUCACGCCCUCAGCACGAUGCAGCCUCAGCUCAAGCCGACAUGGCCAUGGUGCACACCCACGAACGGUCUGCUUUGGUUGACCUGGGAUUCCAGUCUGCUCAGCGACGCUUGGUGGCCGUCAAUCAGGCCAAGGUUUGCAUUUAUGACAUUGAUCGAGCAGCUGCGCAGGCCGACGCCAGCGUAUCUCCUUUUAUCGCUGUGGGAACCGUCAACUUGCUUCAAAAGCCCACGUCACUGUGCCUAGUUCCUGACACCCCUGACGUGGGGCUGGUCGGGACUCGCCACGGAACCCUCUGGCACUUUGACAUGCGCAUGUCAGAUGCAGUGGCAGCAAGCAGUGCGCCGGCUCAUUACUUUACCAGUGUUAAGCGAAACCGGACGUAUCGAAGCGGCGCUUCGGUGACGAGCGUGUGUUUGGCUCCUGAUGGAAUGCACCUGGCCACAAGUGGGAGUGAUGGGUAUGUCAUUGGCAUUCGAAAUCCUGCGGCUUUGCUGCCUCGACUGAGUGAGCACCAUUGA
Molecule: messenger RNA, 16044 nt
Organism: Monosiga brevicollis MX1
Lineage: Eukaryota; Choanoflagellata; Craspedida; Salpingoecidae
Exons: 44
Coding region: 1-16044 (5347 amino acids)
Cellular component (GO): peroxisome
Molecular function (GO): protein binding
Source: RefSeq, a predicted model, not a curated record